GUUGCCGAGCUGGCCAGCGAGCGCGAGGAGCUCGUCUCGGCGCUGUCGCUGAAGGAGCAGCAGAUCCGGCACCUGAGCGCCCGCGCAGCCCAGGCCGGCCACGAGGGGGAGCCGCCGGAGGACGAGUGCGACGAGCAGGCGCUUCGGAAGGCCUCGCAGAGGGACCAGAAGAUGGAGGAGCUCACCGUCCUCUACCACAGGCUGGUGAAGCAGAACGCCGCCCUGAAGGUGGAGAACGCGGAGAGCGGCACCAAGGUCCAGCGGAAGGACUCCACGCCAUGCUCGGGCGUUCGAGGCGGAGCGCCGCCCGGGGCCUGCAUCGAGCGCUCGGCGGUGGCUCGGGAAGCCGCGAUGGUGCUAGGUCUCCACCCGUCGGAGGUGUGGGGCUCUCGAGGCGUCCAGGUCGAAGCUCUGCUGAAGUCGCAGGGGGACCUCCUGGAGACCCAGAAGGAGCUCAAGCAGAUCCUGAAGAAGCAGAGCGAGCAGAUAGCGAGGCUGAGCGAGGGGCAACACCUGCUGUCCGCCCAGGUGGCGCUUCCGCCAGAGAAGCGCCUGAGCGCCCAGAGCGGCCCUCAAGCGGACAAUGCCACGCUUUCCGCGCCGGUGCGCGUCUGCAGCAAGAACCUCAGGGACAAGCAGGACGCCCUGCUGUCCUACAAGGCCGACGCCGACGGUGGCGGCGGGACCACCGUCGCGGGCGCGCUGCGGGUCGUACCCGCGAUCCAGAACUACGACUGGGGCAAGCCGUGGGAUACACCCCCGAACCGUCGCUCGUCGCGCAGCUGUGCGAGUCGGAGGAUCGGCGCCUGGACCGGAGCGCCCGGUACGCGGAGAUGUGGAUGGGCACGCACCCGAACGGGCCGUCCGCGGUGCUCCUGGAGAGCGCGGACGGCGCGGGGGGGCGCGUCACGGCGGACCUGA
This is a messenger RNA of Prorocentrum cordatum, 921 nucleotides long. Lineage: Eukaryota; Dinophyceae; Prorocentrales; Prorocentraceae. The record is from the annotation of a GenBank genome assembly.